This is a messenger RNA of Vavraia culicis subsp. floridensis, 315 nucleotides long. RefSeq lists its product as uncharacterized. Lineage: Eukaryota; Fungi; Microsporidia; Pleistophoridae. Bases 1 to 315 code for a protein of 104 amino acids. The record is from RefSeq and is a predicted model, not a curated record. The transcript has a single exon.
AUGACUGAAAUAGUGUGCUAUCUCGCUCAACACCUUCAUUGUAAACUAAAGAUGUACUGCAAUCACAAUGCUGAUCCUAAUGUAAGCCGUAACUUACGCGACACCAUUUCUCAAGAGCACUCUGAGGAAUUUUUAUUCUCAGAUUUGCAGAUAAAUGUGAUCCGUGGCAAUUUAACAUCCAGUCAAGAAAGCGUAUUCGAUGCUCAACCUAUUGUUAUUAUUCCCAGAAGAGAUGCCAUAUUGUUUCUCUCUCAUACUUUUCACAGAACGACCAAUUUCUCCUGUCAGUAUCUGUCAGGCAAUAGACAAACAUGA